Messenger RNA from Penicillium lagena, 1266 nucleotides. RefSeq lists its product as uncharacterized. Gene Ontology annotation, molecular function: transmembrane transporter activity. Gene Ontology annotation, biological process: transmembrane transport. The record is from RefSeq and is a predicted model, not a curated record. Lineage: Eukaryota; Fungi; Ascomycota; Eurotiomycetes; Eurotiales; Aspergillaceae. The coding region runs from base 1 to 1266 and encodes 421 amino acids. Gene Ontology annotation, cellular component: fungal-type vacuole membrane. The transcript is spliced from 2 exons.
AUGACGGCAAAGGAGUCCAAUUCCACCAAAGUCCAUGCCUCAGAUAGUAACAUAUACUAUCCGGAAGGAGGUUUGAGGGCAUGGAGUGUUGUACUCGGAAGCUGGAUGGCCUGCUUUGGAUCCAUGGGCCUCAUGAACAGCCUGGGUAUAUUCCAGGCCUAUCUUGAAGAGCAUCAACUACAGUCCCAUUCCUCAGGAGCCGUUGGGUGGAUAUUCGGGCUUUAUUCGUUCUUCACAUUUUUCUGCGGCAUCCAAGUCGGACCAAUAUUUGAUGCCAGAGGCCCGCGAGCCCUGAUAAUCUGUGGGGGUACUGGCACGGUCCUCUUUUUGGUAUUACUGGGAUUUUGUACUGUCUACUGGCAUUUCAUGGUUGUUUUCGGCAUUCUUGGUGGGAUUAGUCUAUCUCUCAUCUUCAGCCCCUCGAUUUCAAUCGUUGCCCAUUAUUUUCACAGAUGGAGAGGCUUGGCGACUGGAGUCGCCUCCUCGGGAUCCUCAUUCGGAGGCGUUGUGUUCCCACUUCUCUUUGAAUCCCUAGUCUCUCGUGUCGGAUUUGCAUGGACAACCCGUGCUAUUGCUCUAGUUGACCUUGUCGUCUUUGCUCUUGCCUGGAUUCUGAUUCGGCCACGGUUCCAUCCAAAGAAGAAUAUCGGAGCCAUCCUGCCUGACCUUUCAAUGUUCCUCAAAGCAGAUCUCAUGCUCGCUAGUAUGGGCAUUUUUUUCAUGGAAUGGGGGUUGUUCGCACCGGUUACCUAUUUAACUUCUUAUGCCCUCUCUCACGGAAUGUCUUACCAGUUCGCAUUUAUGCUUCUCUCGUUGGUCAACGCCGGUGCAAUCCUUGGUAGAUGGAUCCCAGGGUAUUGCGCCGAUCGCAUAGGGAGAUUUAAUACGUUUAUCAUUACCAUCUUCAUGUGUCUUCUCUGCAAUGCGUGUCUGUGGCUGCUGGCGGGCUCUAGCAAAGCUGUCCUUACUCUAUUUGCUCUCUUAUUUGGAUUCUCUAGUGGGAGCAAUGUGAGCUUGGCUCCUGUCUGUGUUGGCCAACUUUGCAAGUUGGAGUCAUAUGGUCGAUACUAUGCCACAGCCUAUGUGAUUGUUAGCUUGAGUACUUUGACAGGAAUUCCUAUAGCUGGAGAAAUUCUCAUGCGCUGCAAUGGAGAAUAUUGGGGUCUAAUUGUGUUCACAAUAGCCAGCUACGCAGCAAGUCUGAUUUGUCUCGCAGCAACAAAAGGAUUUUGCUGUGGCUGGAUGCAGGUCACGAAAGUUUUCUAG